Messenger RNA from Prosopis cineraria, 3557 nucleotides. RefSeq lists its product as uncharacterized. Gene Ontology annotation, biological process: lipid metabolic process. Lineage: Eukaryota; Viridiplantae; Streptophyta; Magnoliopsida; Fabales; Fabaceae. Bases 197 to 3262 code for a protein of 1021 amino acids. The record is from RefSeq and is a predicted model, not a curated record. The transcript is spliced from 14 exons.
AGAAGAUUGGUGUGAGCAAGCGAGGGACUGAUGACUGAUGAGUACAUGGCCGGAUAUUCUUUCCGCGUAAUAGAGAGGAAGAUGCCGUUUCUCUGGUUGCAUUAGAAGAGAGAUUAAACAAAGAAAAUCUUCGUUCUCUUCUGAAUUCUGUUUAAUCCAAUCACGUUUCGAGAUUCCGAUCCUGAACGUCCAUUUCAUGGAGUUCAUCCAGAGCCGAGUGGAACCGUGGAUCAGAGAUCAGCGAGCCAAGCUAUUGAAGGUCUCAUGGGGCCCACUGCAAUGGCGGAUGAAGUGGCCGUGGAGCAACGAGCGGGAGCAGAAGAAGAAGAUUCAGGAAGAGUACGAGCGAAGGAGGAAGCAACUUCAGGAUCUCUGCCAUGCUAUCAAGGCCGAGUCAGUCUCCGAGUUGCAGGAAAUUCUCGGUUGCAUGGUUCUCUCUGAGUGCGUUUACAAGAGACCUGCUACAGAGUUGAUUCGAGCUGUAAAUAAAUUCAAGGCUGAUUUUGGUGGACAAGUUGUUUCUUUGGAACGGGUACAACCAUCAUCAGAUCAUGUUCCUCAUAGGUAUUUAUUGGCUGAGGCUGGAGACACCUUAUUCGCUUCCUUUAUUGGAACAAAACAGUACAAGGAUGUUAUUGCUGAUGCCAAUAUACUUCAAGGUGCAAUCUUUCAUGAGGAUGCUGUUGAGGAAACUGAAGGCCAUGCAGAAACUGAACUUGACCAGGGUGGAAACCAAAACGGUAAAGUGGAGACUAUGUGGCCCCUAGAAUCUAGGUCUAAACAGUUGAGGAGUAAAUCACUGCCUGCUGCUCAUCGGGGUUUUAUGGCUCGUGCUAAAGGAAUACCUGCUUUGGAAUUGUAUAGGCUUGCUCAGAAGAAAAAACGCAAACUUGUUUUAUGCGGCCAUUCACUUGGUGGAGCUGUAGCUGUAUUAGCCACCCUUGCCAUUCUGAGGGUGAUUGCUGCUACAUCUCCGUCAAAGGAGAAUGAGAAGGUCUCUAUCAAAUGUAUAACAUUUUCUCAGCCUCCUGUUGGAAAUGCUGCUCUGAAGGAUUACGUUAAUAGAAAAGGCUGGCAGCAUUAUUUCAAGAGUUACUGUAUCCCAGAGGAUCUGGUUCCCCGUAUUUUGUCUCCAGCUUAUUUUCAUCAUUAUAAUGCUCAGCCUCAGUUGGCGCCCCCUGAAAAUGAAAGUAAUAGCUUGUCAUUAAAGACAAAUGAGCAAGGGGUAGAAAAAGAUAAAGAGAAUGGAAGAGAGCGGUUGGUUUUGGGGAUGGGUCCUGUGCAGAGAUCCUUCUGGCGACUUUCUAGACUAGUUCCUAUGGAACGAUUGAGAAGACAACUGACUAAAUACCAAGAAAGCCAAGCUAGUUCUAUUGAAUCAACUUCAGUGCCUGAUUCUCUUGCCUCUACUUUAAUUGAGGAGGAAGUGCUUGAACCACAGUCUCUUGAAAUACAAGAGGGUUCUGAUAGUAUAUCACUUAAGCCACUUCCCAACUCUGAUAAACAUGCAAUGGAGGCAACAGCAAAUGAGAAAACGGACACCAAGAGCAAUACUAUCACUGGAGAUAAAAGGGCAUGGCGCAGUGUGCCAUAUUUGCCUUCAUAUGUGCCAUUUGGGCAGCUCUAUUUGUUGGAAAACUCUUCAGUAGAGACACUAUCAAGUGCAGAAUACUCAAAGUUAACAUCGGUUGGAUCUGUUAUUGCGGAAUUGAAGGAAAGAUUCCAGUCGCAUUCAAUGAAGUCAUACCGGUCUCGAUUUCAAAGAAUCUUUGACUUGUGCAUGAGUGACAAUGCAUCAUCUUUCCUGGGAAUUGAGCAAUGGCAACAGUUACCUCAUCUACAGCAAUGGCUUGGCCUUGCAAUUGCUGGGACUGUUGAACUUGGCCAUAUAGUGGAGUCUCCAGUUAUUCAUACUGCAACUUCAAUUGUUCCCCUGGGAUGGAAUGAUGUGCCUGGUUCAAAAAAUGCAGAACCUCUGAAAGUUGACAUUACUGGUUUUGGGUUGCAUUUAUGUUCACUUGUCCAUGCGCAAGUGAAUGGUAACUGGUGUUCAACUACAGUUGAAUCCUUUCCUUCUGCUCCAAAAUAUUCUUCAAAUCAUGGAAAUCAACCUGACUUACAGAAGAUGAGAGUAUUAGUCGGUCCUCCGCUACGAAGUCCACCAAAGCAUCUAACAGUGUUAGACUCCUUGAUGCCUGUUUUUCCUUCUAUAAAUUCAGAGCCAGACUGUCUUGUUGGAGAACAUACUUCAGGGCCUGUUGAGAAGGAGAAAUCAAUCCGUCCUGAGAGUUUGAAUAAUUUUUCAAUAUUCUGCACCAGUGAUUUUACCACGGUCUGUAAAGAGGUUCAUGUCAGAACUCGUAGGGUCCGGUUAGUUGGCCUAGAGGGUUCUGGUAAAACUACACUUUUAAAGGCAAUCUUGAACAAAGGUAAAGUAAAUACUACUGCCAAUGAGGUUCUCAUUCCAGAGGUUGAUGUUCAAGAAGGUAUUGCAGAUGGUUUGUACUACUGUGAUUCUGCUGGAAUAAAUAUGCAGGAGCUGAAUAAAGAAAGUUCUCAAUUCAAAGAUGAACUGUGGUUAGGAAUCCGUGAUCUAAGUUUGAAGACAGAUUUGAUUGUUCUUGUUCAUAAUCUGUCCCAUACCAUACCUCGAUAUGCUAAUUCCAAUGUGCCUGAACAUAAGCCUGUCCUGUCCCUCUUUUUGGAUGAGGCUAAAUCUCUUGGAAUUCCUUGGGUUCUUGCAAUAACAAAUAAAUUCUCUGUUAGUGCACACCACCAAAAGGCUGCAAUUGAAGCAGUUUUAAAAGCAUACCAAGCAUCUCCAAGCACAACUGAAGUUUUAAAUUCCUGUCCAUAUGUUAUGGCUGGUGUUUCUGAGGCUUCCUUGUCACAGAGUGUGGACAAUGAAAAGCUCAAUAGAAGAAUUGGUGUUCAAAGGCUUAUAUUUGCUCCUAUUAAUGUUGUUAGAAGGCCUUUCCAGAGAAAGGAGAUUGUUUUUCCAGUUGAAGGUGUUAACUCUCUCUGUCAGCGAAUCCACAGCGUUCUUCGUAAUCAUGAAGAGGCUUCAUUUCAGGAGCUUGCUAGAGAUAGACUGAUGAUGGACUUGGCACGAGAGCAUCCAAUGUCAAUGGAUGCAAGUAAAGAUGCCAGAGCGAAGGCAAAUUCGUUGAAUUCGGCAGCGGUGGGCGCGUCAAUUGGGGCUGGUAUCGGCAUUGUCAUGGCCAUUGUAAUGGGGGCAGCAUCUGCCUUGAGGAAACCAUAAGGACCAAUCCGAAUCCUCUACACUUAUAAAGUGAUUGCAUAAAAUGCAUUCAGAGAGAGAGAGAGAGAGAGAUGGGGAUGAAAGAAAAUGAGUUUAAAGAGUAGCAUGUGUUUUGCGCAAUCAAGCUCUUUUUAUUCCACUUUUUUCUUAAAUGUAUGACUUUAUAUGAUUGUAGAGGAUUCAAUUUUCUAACCUUUUUCCUCUCUAUGAUUGACAUGUAGUCUCACACAAUGGGAAUUAGGUUGUAUAGGCUAUGUGCAGAUGCUUAUUUAUGUAGAAUUUCAUUCUUUUCUUA